This is a messenger RNA of Trichophyton benhamiae CBS 112371, 699 nucleotides long. RefSeq names its product GATA transcription factor (AreB), putative. Lineage: Eukaryota; Fungi; Ascomycota; Eurotiomycetes; Onygenales; Arthrodermataceae. Gene Ontology annotation, molecular function: sequence-specific DNA binding; zinc ion binding. The transcript is spliced from 2 exons. Gene Ontology annotation, biological process: regulation of DNA-templated transcription. The record is from RefSeq and is a predicted model, not a curated record. Bases 1 to 699 code for a protein of 232 amino acids.
AUGGCAACGGCCCUAGCUAACCAAGGUCAUGUUCAAUUGCAGUCUGUUUGCCAGAAUUGCGGUACUUCCAAGACUCCAUUAUGGCGCCGAGACGAGAUGGGCUCGGCCAAUACCGAUGCAAACAACCAAGCUACUCCAAGAUCAGACGGCACUACGCCAUAUGGCUACGCUCGUGCUUCCAGGAAGCUCUCUCCUGGCCGUUCCGAUGGUUCAAAUUCUCCAGUCUCCCGAACGGACACGCCUAAUUUCCAUGGCUCAACUAGUAUCCCUUCUCACAACAUGUUUGACAACGUUGGCCUCUCAGACCCGAACUUCAACCCAUCGGGGAACUUUGCGUCAUUACAGCUGCAACACCCGUCUCCAGGCUCAACGUCUUCUAACGAACGCCAUCUUGAGGGUCCCCAGACGUAUGAAAACUUAGUUGCUGCAAACACAUCCUUAAAGACCAGAGUCAAUGAGCUGGAAUUGAUAAACGAUCUUUUUCAAGACUCAGAAUCUCGUCUACGGCAGUCACUCAAAGAGGCACAGAAGCGAGAAGAGGAACUAAAACGCAGGAUAAGCGAACUUGAAGGUCGCUUAUCCGGGCAGGAACAGGCUCAAUCUAAAGAUGAGCCGGUAGAACCUCAAACUAAACGGUGUCGACUUUCCGACUCUCCAGAGAAGGUCGAAGUCGACAACAAGUCUUCAGCGGACGUCUAG